GUGCGGCUUAUAUAUAAUACUUGGUACCAGUGGGCACGUUCCAGUUGUGAUAUGAUUAGUGGUUGAAGUGGACAGAAUGAAGAUUUCUUCGAUUUUGUGCGCGCUCGUUGCGCUAGCCGUCCACGCCGCCGCCCAGCUGCCCCCCCGACUCAACAUCCCCGGCGCCGUGCUCGUGGGCCAGGCCCGCCCGGCCCCCUUCCGCAACAAUCGAGUCAACGGCGACUCGCCACCGCCCUUGCGUCUGCGUCGGCCGCCGCCGCCGAUCAACGCCGCCCCCGCGCCCAUCCGGCCCGUUGUGGAGGAGCCCGAAGAAGGUCCCUCCACGCCCUCGCCGGGCCACUUCGACGACGAGGUUACUAAACUGGGCAUUUCAGCGCUUCAGUCGGCAGUCAGGCAGGCCUCCGGGCCGGAGGAGGACAACCAGCGUCCGGUGCACUUCCGGCCUGAGCGCCCCAUCCCGGUCCUGAGGGAGAGCAUCAGGGACAGCGCGCCCGCCCCCAGACCCACGCCGCCGCUGAGACAGGAGCCCAGGGAGAACGUGCCGAGACCGCUACUGAGGCAGGAACCCAGGGAGGAGGGGCCGCCGCUGAGGCAGCCGCAGCCUGUGAGGCACGCCCAGGUUCGUCAACAAAUUCCCAUCCAGGCCCCCCAGCCCGUCCGCCAGCCCACCAGGAGCCACCCAGCCCGCCAGCCCUCGCAGUACCUAGACGAAGACGGCCACAACGGCCGCCCUGGACGCACCCGCAAGCCCCCAGUCCAGAUUCUGCGAAAAUACAGAACCGACAACCCCGACGGCAGCAUCACCUGGGGCUUCGAGAAUGAAGACGGCACCUUCAAGGAAGAAACGUUGGGAACGGACUGCAUCACCCGCGGGAAGUACGGCUACGUGGACCCCGACGGGGUGCGCAGACAGUACUCGUACGAAACUGGGAACAAGUGUGACGAGCCGGAAGAAGAGGAACAAUUGCUACCCGAGCGGCCCCAGGUGCAACUGCAGCCGAGAAAGCCGCCGCAGUUCCGGCCCCCGCCCGGGGGGCAAUUCUAGGGUUAGGUAUUAGUCGUAUUGUAAUUAUAAUGCCAUACAAAUAAAUUAAUUAAUACAAAA
Molecule: messenger RNA, 1105 nt
Organism: Zophobas morio
Lineage: Eukaryota; Metazoa; Arthropoda; Insecta; Coleoptera; Tenebrionidae
Exons: 3
Coding region: 77-1045 (322 amino acids)
Source: RefSeq, a predicted model, not a curated record